Messenger RNA from Adineta ricciae, 1113 nucleotides. The record is from the annotation of a GenBank genome assembly. Lineage: Eukaryota; Metazoa; Rotifera; Eurotatoria; Adinetida; Adinetidae.
AUGAUGGUAUUUCAGUUGUGUUUCAGUGUCCUACUGUUUUGCUGUACUUUGAAUAAUGUUCAGAGUGCGUUUCGACCAUUGGUGGUCGGUCAUCGUGGUACAGCUUAUCUACCUGAACUGACUCUGGCUGCACAAGCUAUGGGCUAUGCAUACGGCGCAGAUAUGGUUGAAAUCGAUGUUUGUCUCAGUCAAGACGACCAACUAAUUGUUAUUCACGAUAUCUAUUUGGAUGCAAUCAGUAAUGUCGCUGAGAUGUAUCCUGGUCGAAAUCGAUCCGAUGGUCUUCAUUAUGUGAUUGAUUUUACUCUUGAAGAACUGCAUCGUCUGAGUAUUCAUGAACGUACAAUACCAUUCAAUGGUACUCAACGCUUUCCAUCGCGAUUUCCAUCAAAUGCAAACGUUACUUUUCGUCUUGCGACUCUAAAUGAAUCAAUUGAGUUAUUACUGGGUCUCAAUCAGGCAACUCGACGACGACGUGAACUUCUUAUCGAAAUUAAGAAACCUGAAUAUCAUAGUCAGCAUAACAAAUCUAUCUCAUCGAUUGUGUUAGCAACAUUGAAUGCAUAUAACUUAACAAAGUUUACUGACCCUGUCAUCAUUCAGACAUUUCACAUUGAAGAAUUAGUUCAUAUUCGCCGAAAUCUUCACAGUGAAUUACGUUUAUUUGCGUUGAUGGUUUGGAAUCGUAUCAAUGAAUCAUCGAGUGACUACGAUUUUUAUCGAAGUAGAGAAGGUAUCGGAAACAUCUCGAGCGUUGUUCAAGCGAUUGCGCCUUUCUAUGAAUUUCUGGUCAAUUUUGAUUCCCAUGGUGCACUGUUAGGUGUGACUAACUUGACAACAUGGGCGCAUGACUAUGGUCUUGCAGUUUACCCCUUUACAUUUCGACGUGAUCUAUUUCCUGGUCAAAAUUUUGAAGAAUUUCUUGAUUAUUUCUGGCACACAGUUGAUGUUGAUGGUUUUAUAACUGACCAUCCUGAUGUUAUUCUUCGAUAUUUGGAUAAAAAACCAGCAUUUAGUGUAUCAUCAUCAAUAUACGCAUCGUAUACAACAUUUCUUUUCAUUCUUUCAGUCGUAACAAAAAUUUGGUUUUGUAAUGAACCGAUACUUGUAUGA